Molecule: messenger RNA, 3482 nt
Organism: Conger conger (European conger)
Lineage: Eukaryota; Metazoa; Chordata; Actinopteri; Anguilliformes; Congridae
Product: leucine-rich repeat transmembrane neuronal protein 1-like
Exons: 1
Coding region: 1035-2651 (538 amino acids)
Molecular function (GO): protein binding
Source: RefSeq, a predicted model, not a curated record
CCUGCAUGCUGGUAGUAGCGUGCUAUAAGAGAUCGAAUGCUGCUUUCAACACAUCGCCUCUGGCAGCCAGCCUUUACCACCCAGCUACCGCAGAUCCAGCAAACACAAGCAGGGAAAACCACAACAACUUUCAACAGGAACGAGGCUUCAAAUAAAAAAAAUGAAACCUGGAAUAUAGCCCCUUGCUUCUUCAUCUAUUAGUAUACAUUCCUUGUAUUUUAUUUAUAUUUUUAAGCCAGUGACUGACUAAAUAAUGCUCUCUCCGUGGAUAUAAGAAAUUCCGGACACUUCGAGAGACGAUCAGUAAUUUGAGCUAAGAUUUGGCGGAGUGCUCACAAAGAGUUCUGAGGGUUUUUUCUCUCUUCCUCCGCUCUCUCUCUCUCUCUCUUCCUCCUCUCCCUCUCUGCGCUCUCUCUCCCUCCCCUCUCUCUCUCCCUCUCUCUCUCCGAUCGCCACAGCAGUCACUGCAGAGGAACGGGAGAGAGAGGACAGCGCUCAUGCAUGCACUGGGGGGGGAACUCACACUUCCUGCCACCCCAGCGAAAGACACCGGGAUUUGUCAGCUUUCUAUGUCUCUUAGACGAGGAUAACUAAGGACAUUGUAAGUUUGCCAAGAUCUGCCGUCCACCAGGUUCGGGGAAGCUCAAUUUAUUUUUUGCGGAGGAGUAUUUUUCCCCCUUUCUUUCUUUCUUUUUUUGUAGAUUGGCACGUAAUUAGUGUCGGCACAAAGGGAGACGCUGAAUAGAGGGUGUCUGCCUCGGGAAAAGGGGUGAGUGAGAAUCCUUUCAUAUGAGAUCAGUUCGCGAAAAGCGCUAUUCCCCCCCCCUUCCCUCUCCUCCUGCUCUCUGUUAUCUAAAAUGAAAAAAGAGUCUUGGCUUUUUUCCUCCUUAGUUCUUUUCUUUUUGCUGUGGCACGAUUCCUCUUUCAAAUAAACAAAGGCUCACAAGAAAAACUACAACAAAAGAGCAAGAUUCCAGCCACGGAAUGUAUCUGGAACGAACAAAUAAAAAAACACAAAAUGAUGUAGUAUUUGAAUGAUUCGAUGGACUUUUGCCCCACUGCAUGCAGGGAUAUUCAUGCUGAUGGAUUUCCUUCUUGUGGGUCUGUACCUGACGUGGCUGCAGAGGAAGCCCCCUGGAUUGAUACUGUGCUCUCUGGGAGUGUUUCUGAAAAUGCUGCCCGCGGUGGAGGGCGUCUGUCCGAGACCCUGCCGCUGUGACGGAAAGCUUCUGUACUGCGAGGGGCUCAAUCUGACCGACGUCCCCCGCAACCUGAGCGGCGCCGUGGGCUUGUCCCUGAGGGGCAACAGCCUGCCGGAGCUUCGAGACGGACAGUUCGCCAGCCUGAUGCAGCUCACCUGGCUCUACCUGGACCACAACGGCAUCGAGGCGGUGGACGAGGACGCCUUCGAGAGGCUGCGCAGGGUGAAGGAGCUGGACCUGAGCUACAACAGGGUGGAGAGCCUGCCCAACGCCACCUUCAGACCCCUGCCCAACCUCCGCAUGCUGGAUCUAUCGCACAACAGCCUGCAGGCUCUCGAGCCCGACCUGUUCCACGGCCUUAGGAAACUCACCAAUUUGAAUUUGCGCUACAACGCCCUGAAGUUCGUCCCCGUCCGGAUCUUCCAGGACUGCAGAAGCAUGCAGUUCCUGGACCUGGGCUACAACCAGCUGCUGAGCUUGGCACGUAACUCCUUCGCUGGAUUGUUCAAGCUCGCCGAGCUUCACCUGGAGCACAACGAACUGGUCAAAGUCAACCUGGCCCACUUUCCCCGUCUCCUGUCCCUACGCACGCUCUACAUGCAGCAGAACAAAGCCACCAUCGUGGUCAGCACCCUGGACUGGACCUGGCCUUUCCUGGAAAAGAUCGACUUCUCAGGCAACGAGAUCGAGUACAUCGAGCCUCACGUUUUCGAAAGUGUGCCUAACCUGAAAUCCCUGCAGCUGCACCUCAAUAAGCUCACGUACGUCGACCAGAGGAUAGUAGACUCCUGGGCCUCGCUGACCAGCGUCGCCCUCUCUGGCAACGAGUGGGAGUGCAGCCGGAACAUCUGCGCCCUGGCCUCGUGGCUUAGCGGGUUCAAAGGGCAGCAGGACAGCGCCCUCCUGUGCGCCAGCCCGGACACGGCCCAGGGCGAGGACGUUCUGGACGCCGUCCAUGCGUUCCAGCUCUGCGAGGACCCCCAGGAGAGCACCACGCAGGCGUAUGCCUUCACCAACAACCUGGCCCGGGGCUACAGCUACGACGGCCCCACCAGGAACCCUUACGACCUGCAGGAUGUGGAGGGCGGCGAGAUCGUGACCAGCUCCUUCACCGUGACGGAGAACGGCAUCGACCACGACAGCACCAUGCAGAUCCACAAGGUGGUGACUGGCACCAUGGCGCUGAUCUUCUCCUUCCUCAUCCUGGUCCUGAUGCUCUACGUCUCGUGGAAGUGUUUCCCGGCCGGGGUGAGGCAGCUGAGGCAGUGUCUGGGCCGGCAGAACCGCAAGCAGAAGCAGAAGCAGAGCAUGCAGCAGAUGGCCGCCAUGUCGGCGCAGGAGUACUACGUCGACUACAAGCCCAACCACAUGGAGGGCGCCCUGGUUAUCAUCAAUGAGUACGGAUCUUGCACCUGUCAGCAGCAGCCAUCUCGGGAGUGCGAGGUGUGACGGCGGGAAACUGGUGGGCGGGUUGAAGCGAGGGAAUCAAACGCACAGAGAGACAGGCACACACGAAGACACGCACGCACGCACCCACAUAGACACACGCACGCAUAUGCGCAGACACACACAGAUACACACGCAUGCACAUGCGCACUCACACACAUAGAUACACACACACAUACACAUGCGCGCACACACAUAGAUACGCACACACGCACGCGCUGCACACACAUGCACGCGUGCACACAUACACACUGACAGACACACACACACAUAGACACACAUACACACCUCCACACGAACAGAAACACACGUCCACAGACUUACACAUAGACACCCUCACAUGCACACACACACAUACACCCACAAACGAGCGGGGACACACACGCAAGCACACUCAGACACAUGCACACACACACACACAUACACCCACAAACGAGCAGACACACGCGCACACACACACACACACACACACACACAUUCUGCACUGCAUCGCUGUGCGGAAGACCGACGGAGACUGUGAACGUGGGUUUACUGCUGAUUUGAAAAGCUACAGCCUUCUAGCACCUGUUGACUUUGCAAACAAGAAGAGGGGCUUGUGAAGAGGCUGGUCACACAAAGCGAGGAUGUUUUAGCUUUAAUGUGUCUUUCUAUCCCGGAUGUUCGAGCGUUCAAAAAGGGACAUCAAACCAACAUUUUUACUGUGGUGAUAAAACGGAGAGGAAACUGAGAAUCAGUCACGCAGUGAUGCAACAGUGAACAGAGAUGCAAGCUACCUUAUUUCUUUUGUAAACUAAAAUGUUUAAAUAAUAAAAAAAAUAAUUGUUAUUUACAGUA